CCACACACACGUGAUGCAGUCUCACAGUCCUCAGCCUUCACUGCCCAAAUUGACGACUUUGUCUCUGCUUGAAGUAAUUGCUUAUACUACUACUUUUUUCUCAGAAAAGAGAUCUCAUUGUUCUUGAAAAAAUCACAAAUUGGACAGCUAAGGAGAUCCCAGGUUUCAGCAUUUUCCAUUUCAUGCAAUGGUUAAAUCACCAAUGAGCAGAAAACUCACAAGAAAUGGUGGCCUAUUAUAUCCAGUAAUUGGUUUAGCAUUAUUUGUCACUUUUCUUUAUUUUUCAUUUGGAGAUUUAUUGUGGUUCAGUUACAACAAAGAAAUAGAGCUAAGUUUUGUGGAGAGAAAUGGGACUCAAUUCUUUGUUGAUGGUAAAGUUUUUUACAUAAAUGGUUGGAAUUCUUAUUGGUUAAUGGAUCAUGCUGUGGAUUAUAGUAAAAGAUCAAGAAUUAGAGGAAUUUUACAAGCUGGUGCUAAGAUGGGACUCACUGUAUGUAGAACUUGGGCUUUUAAUGAUGGUGGAUAUAAUGCCCUGCAGAUUUCUCCUGGUAGAUUUGAUGAAAGAGUUUUUAGAGCAUUGGAUCAUGUUAUUGCAGAAGCGAGAAAGAACGGUAUUAGGCUAAUGCUUAGCUUGGUUAACAAUCUGAAUGCAUUUGGUGGGAAGACUCAGUAUGUAAAAUGGGCAGAGAAAGAAGGUGUUGCUUUAAGUUCUUCCAAUGAUUCAUUCUUCUAUGACCCUACCAUUCGUCGUUAUUUCAAACAUUAUGUCAAGACGGUGCUAACAAGGAGAAACUUAUACACUGGGAUUGAGUACAGGGACGAUCCAACUAUCUUUGCUUGGGAGUUAAUAAACGAGCCCCGCUGCAUGACCGAUCCUUCUGGUGACACACUCCAAGAUUGGAUAGAAGAGAUGUCAACAUUUGUGAAAUCAAUAGAUAGGAAACAUCUGCUUACAGUAGGCCUAGAAGGAUUCUACGGUCGUAAAAGUCCCAAAAAAUCAACUGGCAAUCCAGAGUUUUGGGCUGCUGAUCUUGGAUCAGAUUUCAUCCGCAACUCCAUGCUUUCGACGAUUGAUUUCGCCUCUGUACAUAUAUACCCAGACCAUUGGUAAACUUUUUAUCAUACUCAACUUUAUUAAUUUGUGACAAAUACAAAUAGGAAAUGAGAAAGAAAAAGGUAUAACUUGAAAGAGGAAGUUCUUGAUCAAAUUUAGCCACUCAGAACAUUUUCCCUCUUUGUUUACCGAAACAGCCUCUUGCAGAAAUAC
Molecule: messenger RNA, 1267 nt
Organism: Nicotiana attenuata
Lineage: Eukaryota; Viridiplantae; Streptophyta; Magnoliopsida; Solanales; Solanaceae
Product: mannan endo-1,4-beta-mannosidase 2-like
Exons: 5
Coding region: 188-1111 (307 amino acids)
Molecular function (GO): hydrolase activity, hydrolyzing O-glycosyl compounds
Source: RefSeq, a predicted model, not a curated record